This is a messenger RNA of Eimeria necatrix, 327 nucleotides long. RefSeq lists its product as hypothetical. The record is from RefSeq and is a predicted model, not a curated record. The transcript has 3 exons. Bases 1 to 327 code for a protein of 108 amino acids. NCBI's taxonomy places the organism in Eukaryota, Apicomplexa, Conoidasida, Eucoccidiorida, Eimeriidae.
AUGGCAGCGUUAAUGGAAGAGGCGAAGCAGCAGCAGCAGCGGCUGCUGCAGCAGCAGCUGCUGCUGCCUCCGCUGCUGCUGCUGAGGCAGGCUCCGAGGAAGCUUGCGCUGCUGCCAACGCUGCUGCCGACACAGCAGCAGCAGCAGCAAAAAGAGCAGCAGCAGCAGCAACAGCAGCAGCAGCAGCAGCAGCAGCAGCAAAUGGCGCGGUGCCCUGUUUUGGCAGUGCUGGAGACGAUUGACGGCGACAGCAAACAGUUCCAUAUCAAGCAAUAUGCUGAUGCUUCAGAACCUGCUGGCUACGGACCCGUAAGUGCUGCUGCUUAA